AUGCCACGACAACAGGCUACGGGCCUGCUCAGCUUAUUUAUAUUGCUAAUGCUUGGAUGCGCACCUGAGGUGCAAACCGCAGGGCCCGACACUGCGGGCACCCGAACCCUGCAUUACCGGGCAGACUUUGAUGCCACAUUCACGGCAGCCAAUGACCAGGUGACCGCCUCAAUCUCAAUCCGGCAGAAGAACGGCCAGCUCAAAUCUCUAAACUUCAAAGCGCCGCAAGCCGCAUACCAACUGGUCUCCGCGGAUGGACAGGCGAAACGCGACAACGAUCGCCUGAUCUGGCAGGUACCGCGAGAGGGCGGAACCUUUCGGUACACCUACCGUAUCGACAGUCCGCGAGGAGAUAGCUUUGAUGCCAAACAUACGCCUACCUGGACCCUGCUGAGACUUGGCGACCUGUUUCCCCGCGCGAACGCGCGCUUACGCAAGGGCGCUGUGAGCAAAUCCAGCGUCUUCAUGCAGGGGCCCCAGGACUGGUCGUUUGAAAGCCGCUACGGAUCUCUACAUGCAGAACGAAAAAUUCUCGACCAUACCGAUCGCGGAUUCAACCGCCCUACCGGAUGGCUGCUGGGUGGCAAAUUAGGCACGCGCCGGGAUGUCAUCGCGGGCCACAACUUUGUUGUCAGCGCACCCAUCGACGGCGGCAUGCAGCGGAUGGACGUGCUGGCCUUCCUGAACUGGACGGUGCCCACGCUUAACGACAUUCUGCCCAAGCUCCCACCACAUGUACUUAUUGUUGGCGCACCUGAGGUCAUGUGGCGGGGCGGCCUAUCCGCGCCAAACUCAGUGUACCUGCAUGUCGGCCGGCCACUGGUCAGUGAAAACGGCACAUCAACCCUCCUGCAUGAACUGGUGCAUAUGGCGGGCGUACAUUCCGCUGUACCGGGUGCAGACUGGAUUGUCGAAGGACUGGCUGAGUAUUACGCCAUUCUGGUAAUGCAGCGCAGUGGCGGUUUGAGCCCUGCGCGAUUUCAGGCAACUAUCGACGACCUGCAGGAUUGGGCAAAUAAAGACCGAGGCCAUCUGGCCGACCCGUCAAGCGGAGCAAAUACAGCUGCUGCGGUUCUACUUCUGCAUGACCUGGCCAAUGAGCUGAGUGCGGCCGGCGCGCAGAUGGAUACGACAGUUAGUAUGUAUACCCUGUAUAUCGGCAACAAAAACUAUUCUUCCUGGUCGCUGCGACCCUGGGCUCUGCUGACGGCAUUGGAGAUUCCCUUCGAGGAAAUCCUCAUACCCUUCGACGAUGGCGGUAGCUGGCAGAAAUUUCGCAGUUUCUCGCCAACCGGCUUAGUACCCUGUCUGCACGAUGGCGAUAUCGUUGUCUGGGAGUCGCUCAGCAUUGUCGAAUAUAUUGCCGAAGCUCACCCACAGGCCUGGCCAACAGAUCCUGUUGUGCGCGCGUGGGCGCGCAGUGCUACAGCAGAAAUGCACGCUGGCUUUAACAACUUACGUAACGAAUGCGCCAUGACUGUAGGCCUGCGGAUUCAACUGCACCAACAGUCGGAGGGUCUAGGCGCCGACCUCAAGCGACUUGCUGAGCUGUGGCAGCAGGGAUUGCAGAAUUUCGGCGGCCCUUAUCUCGCCGGUGAAAACUUCACAGCAGUUGAUGCAUUUUAUGCACCCGUGGUUUUUCGCAUACAAACCUACGGCCUCAAACUACCGGCUGCUGCGCAAAACUAUGUGCAGCACAUGCUGGCGCAGCCCGUCAUGCAGAAAUGGACCAAAGAUGCCUUGCAGGAGCCUUAUCGGGAACCCAGCCACGAAGAAGAAAUUGCCCGGUGGUCUGAGGCUGCCUCGUUACCCCUGCAAAUUCAGGAGCUGUACCCCUGCGUUCAUCAGGGCGAGCUGUAUGUCGCCGGCGGCAUCGCGGCACGCAUGGGGGUACCUUAUUUCACCAACCGCUGUUUUGCUUAUAACCCACAAAGCAAUAGCUGGAGAGAACUGCCUGAACUACCCGAAAAUCUGCACCACGCAGCACUGGUCAGCAACGGCCGAGAUCUGUUCUGCGUCGGUGGAUUUGCAGGCAGCUAUACCCGAGUUUGGGCAAUGCAGGAUGCAGUGUACAAACUCACCGCCGAUGGUUGGCAGCUGAUCAAUCGCCUUCCUUCACCACAGGCGGAAGGUGUGAUUGCCCAUCACCCGGAUGGCAACAUUCAUCUGGUGACCGGCCAGAACCCAAAAGGUGCGGAUAAUGCCCAGCGCAGUGAUCACACCGAAACCCACAACCACUGGGUCUGGGACACGGUAUCUGACCAGUGGCGUGACGCUGAACAGAUCCCCACAGCUCGCAACAGCGCAACAGGCGGCUGGCUGGGCAAUCAAUUAGUGGUUACCGGCGGACGCACCGCCCAGGGUAACCUCAAUGUGACGGAAAUCUAUGAUCUACAAGGUGAUCACUGGCACAGUGGUGCACCGCUACCCCUGCCCCAGGCAGGCACAGCCAGCGUAGUUGUUGAUGAAGGUUUGCUGGUCUUUGGCGGUGAAAUAUUCACGCCCGAAGCCAAGGUGUUUGCCAACGUCUGGCUCUACAAUCUGCACGAAGAUCGUUGGCAUCCAGUUGCUGAUCUACCGACACCAAGACACGGCCUGGGUGCAGGCCUGAUAGGACAGAAAAUAUACGUUAUCGGCGGCGCGACUGCGCCCGGCGGCAGCGGUACCAGUGAUCUGAACGAAGUCCUCACACUCCAGCACAAGUGUGAGAUUGAUUCACCUGCGAAAAUCGAAAUGGGCACGCUGGCUGUACAUUUACUGAGAUCGCCAACCGAUGUGGCUACGCGUUUCGAAUACCCACAUGAUGUCUUCUGGAAGAGCACCGACAAAUGGCGCCAGGAGUGGCGAACGGCUCUUGGGGAAUCUCAAAUUGAUUUCAACUGCGAACCGGUUGCGCCUGCACGCAAUGUUGUUGCCCGACCUGUUCGCGACCUCUUCAUUCCCUCGGGUCAAUCUUUAACCGUUUAUGUGGGUUAUCCCGCCUGGUUGCGAAUCAUCGCGAGCAACAACGUGGUGCUUGCGGAUCUUGCAACUGAGCUGAUGUCUGAAACCUGGCUCGGCCCCAACACGUUACAGGGCGAAGUUGCGUUUGCAACACAGACACAGGCGAGGUUAAGCCGAGACAAGCUCCCAGAAACUUCACAUACCAUUCGCGCGCCGAUCACGAUCCAAAACGCCAGCCAGGAACAGCUCCAUAUUACCCGCUUGAGCAUUCCUGCUCCGGAACUUCCAGUUUUCCGAUGUGGCGGUCAACUGUGGUCCGCGCCCGUGUCUAUCGAGUGUGAAGAAACCUUAUCCGGAGCCCGCGUUGUCCUCGGUGACAGUGCGCCAGAUUUUCUGGAUUCAGCAGAGCGCAUGAGUGAUGCCCGAGUGACCGACAGCAGUAAAAAUAUGAGCUGGACAGACAUACCCUUUGACACCUUGUUUCGCGCGACGGUCAUGCUCGUUUCAGGGUGGAUAUUUGCACGGCUAGCGCGCCGCACAACCCGCCUGAUUCCUGCGGACGUGUUUUCGCCAAACUUAUUGUUGCUGAUACAACGUGGUUCCUUUUAUUUAGUCUUCGGCAUAUUUGCCGUCAUGGCGGUUCAACAGGCGGGUUUCGACCUCACGGUGUUGCUCGGGGCGGCAGGUAUAUUGUCUGUGGCAGUGGGUUUUGCAUCACAAACGUCUGCAUCAAAUCUGAUCAGCGGCCUUUUUCUCAUCGCCGAACGAGCAUUCGAAGUGGGCGACGCCAUAAAAGUAGGCGACAUCACAGGUGAAGUGCUUUCAAUCGAUUUAUUGUCCGUCAAACUGCGAACCUACGACAAUCUGUAUGUUCGCAUCCCCAAUGAAAAUCUGAUGAAAUCAACCGUAACCUCAUUAACCCGCCACCCGAUCCGUCGUUUCGACUUACAAGUGGGCAUCGCAUAUAAAGAAGAUAUCGCGCGGGCCAGAGACGUAUUGCUGAAGGUUGCCGCAGAAUUCCAUCUCUGCCUCGAUGAACCCGCGCCGCUCAUCAUCAUGCAGGGUUUUGGUGACUCAUCCAUCAACAUUCAGUUUUCUGUCUGGGCCGCUCGUGAAAACUAUCUGGCCCUGCGUAACGGCAUUUAUGAACGGGUGAAAACCGCCUUUGAUCAGGAAGGCAUCGAAAUACCCUUUCCGCAUCGAACGCUUUAUGCCGGCAGUGACACGCUGGCGAUGCCAGUGUCUAUCCAGACCAACAAUCAGAACGAUCACGCCAUCACCCUUUUUGAGCGUGAUAUCCCACCACCGGAGGGUGACGCCGAUCAGGCCUUUUUUGCCUGGCAGCGCCGUGGUGCAGCGCAGUUCCGUCACCCUCAUGCCUUCCUUGGUCUUAUGUGUUCGCUGCUUGAAGAGCAUCACCCAAGCCUGCUGGAAGAAUUUUUUGCAGCAGGGGCACGCCGGGUUAACUUUGAAGAUAUGGUGCCACCUCACCUGCUGCCGCACUACAAACCCGAACCGGGUGACGAGAAACUGUGGAUCCUGAUGUGCCGCCGCGCCACCAUCGAAACCGUGCUGCGGCGAUACGUCGAGCGCAUGAACAAUAUUGUCAUCCACAAUAAAACCUACAUCACUGGUGUGCGCACGGAACAGCAAGCCAAUGGUCUGCAUGUCACCGGUCUGGAACUCACGGAUCGCUCUGACAACAACAGCAGGUCCAUCUUUGAAGCCGACGUCUACGUGGACUCAACUGGACGCGCGUCCAAAUUCCGCAAGUGGCUGAUGGAUGCAGGGGCUGCUAUCGAAGAACAGCGCGAUGAUGCUGAAAUUGUCUACUACACGCGUCACUACAAGCUCAAUCCAGGCGUUAGUGAGCCUUCAAGACACGGCGAAGAUCCCGCCGCUGGUGACCUGGGGUAUAUGAAAUAUGGCGUAUUCCCAGGAGACAAUGGUCACUUUGCCAUCAUCAUCUGCAUUCCCAACGGCGAAUCUGAGCUGCGCGAAGCGGUCAAAGAAGGAGAUCGUUUUGAUGCCAUCUGCCGGACUAUCCCAGGCCUGGUGCCCUGGGUUGCACCCGACAAAGCCCAGGCGACCACCGAAUCAUUUGGCAUCGGUGAAAUCCACGCCGUGUGGCGCAACUUUGUGAAAGAUGGCCAUCCCGCUGCACACAACUUUUUUGCGGUCGGCGAUUCCUGCGCGCGGACCAACCCUCUGUACGGGCGUGGCUGCAGCAUAGGUAUUCUGCACGCCCAGAUUCUGGCUGAUGUACUCGCCAGCGAAACUGACAGUACCGCACGAGCACUGGCUUUCCAGAAGCUCACGGAAGAACGCAUAGGACCCAUAUUCAAAGCCAGUCUGCAGGAAGACAAAAAUGGUAUUAAACGCGCAGACGCUGUGAUGUCAGGCCGCGACCUGGAUAAGCCCGACUCCCUGAAAAAAUGGUUUGGCAUGGCUUUUGGUGAUGCCCUGGCUGCGGCAGCCAAAGAUGAGAUUGAGGUUUUUCGCGGCAUGAUGCGCACAGUAAACCUGAUCGAAAAUCCGGGCGAUUUUCUCAAAGAGAAAAAGGUCAAACGCACCAUCUUCAAAUACAUGCUGCGCGGCGAGAUGAUUGCCGCAGGAUUUCUGGCCAAUGGCGACAUGUCCACCCUCGACGGCAUCAAAGCAUUCUGCGAAGUAUUCAAGAGCAAAGAAAACCACCUGGACGUCCUCAUCAACAAUGCGGGUGUUGCCUGGGGUGCACCGCUUGAAGAAUUCCCCGAGAUCGGUUGGGACAAGGUCAUGAACACUAACGUCAAAGGUCCUUUUUUCCUGACUCAACAGCUGUUGCCGUUGCUGGAGAAAGCCACCAGCUUCGAUGAGCCAGCAAGAAUUAUUAAUGUCGGCUCCAUCGACGGCAUCAAGACACCGGUGUUUGAUAAUUUUUCCUAUGGCCCAUCAAAAGCCGCCAUCCAUCACUUAACCCGUGUGUUGGCUGCACAUCUGAUCAAACGCAAUAUUAUCGUUAAUGCCAUUGCGCCCGGACCUUUUCCAACCUACAUGCUGAGCACCGGCGUCGGUGGCGGCGGUGACACUGACACCACUGACUGGGAUGCGGUUGGCAAAGGUAAUCCGCGUGGACGUGUGGGCACACCUGAGGACAUAGCGGGCCUGGCAAUCUUUCUUGCUUCCCGCGCCAGCGGCUUCACUGUGGGAGAAGUCAUCACCUGCGAUGGCGGAUCAGUGGUUUCGUAA
This is a messenger RNA of Symbiodinium pilosum, 6171 nucleotides long. The record is from the annotation of a GenBank genome assembly. NCBI's taxonomy places the organism in Eukaryota, Dinophyceae, Suessiales, Symbiodiniaceae.